Molecule: messenger RNA, 345 nt
Organism: Necator americanus (New World hookworm)
Lineage: Eukaryota; Metazoa; Nematoda; Chromadorea; Rhabditida; Ancylostomatidae
Exons: 2
Coding region: 1-345 (114 amino acids)
Source: RefSeq, a predicted model, not a curated record
AUGAGGUUACAGCGCUGUUGUAUUUGUGCUCAAUUGUCAGAUGGCGGUGGUGAGUUGCACUGUCAACAACGACGGACCACCGCUGAUCGACCGACCGAUCCGAUCGACGACGACGACCGAUCGACCGACCAUCACGCUGAGAAAUCGAUGUCACCGCCACCGCUGCCCUCGGACGACGACGAAGGUCGAAAAUGGGCCAGAAACAAAAUUGGACCGACAAUGUAUAGAGAACGCAAUGGCGACUCUCCGAUCCUUCAACCGGUUGCUCGCGGAGAGUGUAGGGCUGUUGAGGAGGAAGAAGAACAUCGCAUCGGAUCCUCGUUCAGAAUCGUUCCAGAAUUGUAG